This is a messenger RNA of Aureobasidium melanogenum CBS 110374, 1569 nucleotides long. RefSeq lists its product as uncharacterized. The transcript has a single exon. Bases 1 to 1569 code for a protein of 522 amino acids. The record is from RefSeq and is a predicted model, not a curated record. NCBI's taxonomy places the organism in Eukaryota, Fungi, Ascomycota, Dothideomycetes, Dothideales, Saccotheciaceae.
AUGUGCUUCGGCGAACGUACCACGUUCGUCUGCUCCGUCGAUGGAUGCACCAACAAACAUUGGGAAACCAAGUACUAUGCCUUUGAUGCUGAUCCUGACAGCGGUAAAUGCGAUGCGGGCAGCUUUCUCGGUACUUGCGCUGAGCCCUGGCUGGUCUACCACCAGGAAGAGAUAAUGUGCAGAGAAUGUUCCACUCGAUGGACCGAGAAAUCGCCCCCUCCUCCUCCCACCCCUGUAACCUGGCAUCCUCAAGAUCACACUCACUCGUUGCCUACGUUGCCAACCUAUGAGCAGUUUGAACAAGCGAUUCUUAAGUCAGGUGAGCUCACAGGCCCCAUGAUAGUCGCUCGCGAGCUGAAUCGUCAGCCCCGUGAUGGCCACUCGAUUGUCACUCAACAGAACGUACCGGAGCACCAUCUGCUCGGCCAGAUCGAGGACAUCAUCAGAAGAAGAAAUGCAGAUGACCUGGCUCCUGAGGGGUCAGUCUAUACGCCAAACGUCGCCGACUCAAUCGGAGCUACUACUGAUGCGGACGAUGUUCAUCCUCCACCACCGACUACUCCCGUCCGCGCUCUGUCACGUUCUGAGAUCCCAGCAGCAGUCUUUGAAGGGCCCCUCCCACAGGCUCUGCUCAACGAUACGCCAUUGCCUGCCUACGAUCAGGUUGCGAGUCGUGGACAUGCUCCAGUCUAUUCCGUGUGGGAUCUCGGUGAUAUCCCCAUCAAUCUGCGUACACUGAAACGACUGUCUGACUAUGAUUACUAUCUACGCAAGGCACUAUCGAAUGAUCUCCAGAAUCAGAUUGUGAGUAUUGUUGACGCCACUUCCACAGCCAUGAUAAUGCCACACCGCUGUUCUGUUACUAAGCUGCAGAAGAUUGCUGAUGCUGCACAAUACCUCGAGGAAGGAUUGGCCAGACUCUACAACAAGGCAAAUGACCGCCAGAACAUCGUCUUCCAGUACAACACCACCAGUGCUACUGAGAACCAGGUUGCUGAGUGGGUAGCUGAGAUCACAAGAAACCCUGAAAACAGCGUGCGCAGCCAUGCUCGCCGCUUCACCGAGUGGAUCCGUCGACUCGAAUACGAGCUUAUGCUUGAUUUUCGUCUAGACAAUCCUGUAGAUGGUUACAAACUUCCUGAUGGUUCCAGCUACCCCGAUUGCCAACAGAUCAACCGCAUCUUGGAACAAGAGGAAGUCCGCGACCAAAGGAUCAUGCACGGUGAGAACUGGGACGAGACGUCCGGUACCUAUGUCGAAGCAAGCGAUACUGACAAACUUCUGAUCGCAGAUAUCAAGCGCCGUGACAAGGAAUUUCCUUCUACCUAUCGCCCCAAUGAUCACUAUGGUGAUCAAGACAAGCCUAGCUGGCGUGACGGUACCCGUGGUCCUGUCCAUGCAGACACCCACAUCCCUAUCCGCGUUCCUACUGCUUUUGGUGUACCAGCCCCUCGACCCCUGCCCGGUCCCAACGAUCCUAGGGAAGUGAUCGAGCUUGAGGCUGAUCAACCAAGAGUGGUCAUUGAUCUGACAGCCGACAGUCCGGGUGAUCCUAUGGAAAUCGACUAG